Stegastes partitus (bicolor damselfish) is the source of this 393-nucleotide messenger RNA. RefSeq names its product C-type natriuretic peptide 2-like. Gene Ontology annotation, molecular function: hormone activity. Bases 1 to 393 code for a protein of 130 amino acids. Gene Ontology annotation, cellular component: extracellular region. The record is from RefSeq and is a predicted model, not a curated record. Gene Ontology annotation, biological process: cGMP biosynthetic process; receptor guanylyl cyclase signaling pathway. The transcript has 2 exons. Lineage: Eukaryota; Metazoa; Chordata; Actinopteri; Pomacentridae.
AUGGCCGCUUCUUCUUCUUCCCCCUCAUUCAUUCCUCUGCUCCUCCUCUUCCUCACCGUCGCCGUGGAGACGAGACCUUCACCUCAGCGAGACAACAAACAGGUCUUAGACUCUCUGUUUGGCUCUCAUCUCUCGUCUCUCAUCUUGGCCCCGCCCACCUCUGAUGACAUCACAGAGGGGUCGGGUAGACGCCCCGCCUCCUCGUCGCCCUCCCACGGUGCUGCGAGGGGAUUGGUUGGCGGGAGGCGGGAGGCGGUCCCUCGGUUCUUCCUGGACUUCCUGCAGCGGCAGAACAAGAUGAGGAGGCGGAGCCGCAAGUCCAUGGUGGGGGGGCGGGGCUGCUUCGGGAUGAAGAUGGACCGCAUCGGCUCCAUCAGCGGGCUGGGCUGUUAG